Brenthis ino (lesser marbled fritillary) is the source of this 426-nucleotide messenger RNA. NCBI's taxonomy places the organism in Eukaryota, Metazoa, Arthropoda, Insecta, Lepidoptera, Nymphalidae. The record is from the annotation of a GenBank genome assembly.
AUGCCCGCAGGCGGCGGCGUGUCGUUCCGCGCGUGGGACGCGCCGGGCGCGGCGCGGCUGCGCGCGCUGUGGGAGCGCCACUACCGCCGCGCAGACGCCAUCAUCUUCGUCGUGGACUCCGCCGACCAUCUGCGUCUAGUGGUGGCGCGCGAGGAGCUGGCGCUGGCGCUGGCGCACCCCGCCGUGCGCGCGCGCCGCCCGCCGUUGCUCGUGCUAGCCAACAAGAGCGACGCGCCGGGCGCGCUCGCCGCGCCGCACGUCGCCGCCGAUAUAAUAAUAAGUGUGUCCAUUAACCGGCCGCCAGCGCUGGGGCUGGAGCGCGUGACGGAGGCGGCGUGGCACGUGGGCGCGUGCAGCGCGCGCGGCGGCACCGGCCUGCGCGACGCGCUGGCCUGGCUGGCCCGCCAGCUGCGCGAACGUCCGCGC